GCCUUGAGAGAGUCUUUGAUCCUCUUUUGCUGACCACCAGCAUUACACUUUCUAUUUUUAAGUUCAGAAUAGAAUAGUUGAUUUGGGAGAUUAUAAUCAGGUAGGUUAGGGCACAAAUAUGAUACGCUGCCAAAACAAUAGAAAGUUGAACAGCGAUGUCCCCUUAUCUGGCAUCAUUCUCCUGAUGUACAGAGGAGAAGGCCUUGAGGGGCCUGGGAAGGAAAUCCUAUGCUGAUGAGAGCGAGGGUGCUUUCAUGCUACUUGAGAGCCUGUUGGAGGCAGCAUCUGGCUGUGCUCUGUUGGAAACAGGAUUUUUGGCUUGAUUUGGCAGCAGGGCCCUUCUUAUCUGUUCUAGUAAGUGAGAACAGCAGUGGCUCUUAAUUUUCCCCAAGGAUUAGAUCAAAGACCUGAGAAUAAGAUAACCUGAACAUGUGGCUCUGAUUUUCCAUUCUUGGAUUUAAAGAAGAAAGACUACUGGGUGGGGGCAGAGUCUAUGGCCCAGUCAUGAUUAUUUAUCAAGGGAUGGGAUAACUGAAGGUCCAAACCAAUUUUGAAAGGGCUACUCUGAGCCUUCCCUGACGCAACUUGCCGGUGGACAAGUCAUCAAAGCAAGGCAGGCUGUCCUGGGACAUAAAGUGUUCUGAAACAGGGCGUGUAAGUUCUCAAAAGAUCUUUAGCCUUGGAAGGCAGAGAGUCACUCCUGUCACGGGGACCCCUGAGCACCUGGAAGAGGUUUUUGUAAAGCAUGAGGCUGAGUGAGGCACUGACUCAGCCCUUCCAGGCUCCUGCCAGCAUCCGAAAGUUCUCAAGCAGCCAAGUUUACCUGUUCAGAAGCAGGCCGUCAGAUUCGGAUGACUCCUCGUCAGAGGAGGAACUUGACGUCAUGGAAUUGCGAGCGAGGGGGAAGGAGCAACGGAGGCGCAAGGCUGCCGCAGAGAAAGUUGGGGAUGUGGUUCUGCUGGAACGCCAAGUUAGCAAAGACGACAAUCUGAACAAAUUGGCACUGCAGUAUGGAUGCAAAGUUGCAGAUAUCAAGCGGGUCAACAACUUCAUCCAGGAGCAAGACUUGUAUGCGCUAAAAUCCAUCAGGAUUCCGGUCAAGGUCAACGGCAUGUUAACAGAGACCCAGGAAGCGUUGCUGCCUGCCCAGAGAGCUGGUCUGUUGUUACCUGCUGAACCGUCUGGGUCCAAAGAGGGAGACGGCAGCUCCAAAGACACCGAGCAAAUCGAUCAGUAUUUCAGAGGGAUCGACCAGGACAUUGAGAAGGCAACUCUGCUGGAUGUCUCCCCAAGCACAGACUAUUGCAUCGAAACACCAAACCGGUCACCUUCAGGGAGGAAGGAAAUCGGUGCUGGAGCAGACUGUGGGAUCCAGUGGUGGAAUGCAGUUUUCAUUAUGCUCCUCGUAGGAAUCAUUUUGCCAGUGUUUUAUAUUGUCUAUUUUAAAACCCAACAGCUGGAAGUGACUACUACCUCCAACACAACUCUUCCUGUGAACAACACUGACGGGUCAGUGAGGGGGACACCCGUCCUCCCUGUGCUUAAAGAACCUCUGCCCACUAUCCAAACCCACAGAGGAGGAGACUUCCUUCCGUCAGGGGGAUGACUCUGUCUGUUACGCCACCCCACCCCUCAAAAAGUGGAGGGAAGUCUCUUUGCUUUGAAAUAAUGUUGUGGGAUGAGCCAACAACAGAUCAGUUGCUUCUUAGGUUGUUAGGAGCUCAACUUGGAAAUGAGAUCAAGGAAGACCAGGACAGAGCAAGACAUGGACAGUGGCUGGUCAGUCACAAAGGGAAUGGUGGGAUGGCUCACUUUUAAACAGCAAAAGGGGGUGCAAGUGAGGGUGCAGAUCCUGAACCCUCUUGUAGGUUGUGUGCUCCCCAGUACCAGUCUUCAGCCAGAUAUCAGAAGCAGACUCAGCUGGGGGAAGGGCACCUAGGGAGAAGGUUCUGCACUCCUCCCCUGUCCACCCUUUUUGCUCUAAAAAUUUUGGCCACAUUUGCACCUUACAUUCUAGUUGGGGCUUCCCCCAAGGCAUCCUGGGAGCUGUAGUUUGUUAAGGGUGCUGAGAGUUGUUAGACCACCAUGAUUCCCUUCAUGGAGCUACAAUUCUGAGAGUUCGCUGGGAGGAACCAUUGAUUGUGAAGCCAGCCUGAGAAUGGUAGCUCUGUGAGGGGAAUUGCAGGUGGUGUCUCUUACCAACUCUCAUCAUCCUUGACAAAAUUACAGCUCCCAGGUUGCUUUGGAGGCUCGUUAAAGCGGUAUGACAGCACUUUAAGGUGGAGAUGUGAUCAUAUCCCCCCCCCCCUUGUGUUAUUGGGGGCAAAUCUCAUUUUAUGCUUGCUGCCUCUUUCAAGACUCUGAGAGGUUUGGUCUUUCUGAGGAAACAGGCCUAGCCUAUCACCUGGGCUAUAUAGAUAUAUAUUUAAAUUAACUGCCGGUUUAUUAAAAGUCAUCUUGUCUUAAAUGGCAGGAGCAGCUCCAGUCUUCCUUUGCAUACAAUAAAGCUUCCUUCGCAUAUACACUUCUGCUAAAAAAGAAGAGAAGAACCUAGUCGUCAUCUCAAGCUUGGUUUACACAUACACAAAUACAUGGGAGAUACAAGGUUUAAGAUUUCUAUUUUACUUGCAUCGCCUCCUCUUUCUCUAAUGAGCUCAGGGUGGUGUUGCUGGUAAUCUUCAUCCUCUCUCCUCCCCAUACCACACACUCUCCACCGUCACUGCUUAGGGAAGGGCUGUAGCUCAGCGAUAAAGAGCCUCUGCUUUGCCUGAAGAAGGUGCCUGGUUCAUCUCUAGGUAGGGCUGGGAAAAUUUGCCUGAAGAACCACAGUCAGUCUGUGAAUAGCACUGAACAAGAUGGACCAAUUGUCUGAUGCACUAUGCCCUUUCUGACGAGGCUGUUGUAGCCACUGCUGAACUAAAUGACGGCUAUUCCUUUUAGGACAGAUGCAAAGGUUAAAGGGGAGAGCCAGUGGAUUGGAGUGGUUAGUGUGUUGGACUAGGACCUGGCAGACCAGGGUUGAAAUUCUUGCUCAGCCACGAAGUUCCCUGGGUGACCUUGGGCCAGCCACUGCCCCUCAGCCUGAGCCUACCCUACGUAAAAGGCUUGCUAUGAGAGUAAAACAGGGAGGAAGAGAAUAUAGGCCACCUUGAGAGCUAUUUGGAGAAAAGGUGGGGUAUACAAGGCAAGCAAAGAGUCGUAUGUGGGCACUCCUGCCCCAUUUUUCUCAUAGCAAGCACCAGGGCUAAGACCCCAAGCCCAGUGGGAGGGAAUCUCCUCCCUCCUGAAUACAGAUGGUGGAGACUCCUCCCAUUUUCACAUUGGCUCCUUUUGCAAGUUUGACUUCAGUGCCUUCAGCCGUAUGUUUCUACCCAUUGCUCCCAGAGGUCCUUCUGGUAAGAUGGCAAACACAAAAGGCAGAAAAGAAAAUCUAUUUUUUCAAGGCUGCCUUUCCCAAACUAGCAGGUGUGGCCAUAACCAAUGUGGAGCCCUCUAGCUGUUUGCUUAUUUAUUGUUAGAUUUAAACAUCACCUUUCCUCUAAGGAGCUCAGAGUGGCAUAAAGAGCGGUCCUGCUUUCUAUUUCAUCCUCACACCAAGAAUGGGAGGUAGGCUGGGCCUAGAGGCAGUGACUAGUGGCCCACUGCCUUCCUGGACUCAAUUCCCAUCAUUCCCAACAACUGGCUGUGCUAGCCGAGACUGAUGGGAGUUGUAGUCCCAACAAGAGAUGGAAGGACAUCAUGUUGGUUAUCCCUAAAGCAAUUCAAAAUGGCUCUCACAUUGGAAGUGUUCUCUCCCCCCCCCCCCCGGUGUAGCUACUGUAUAUUGUGUUGUUCUUUUUGUACAUGAUGCACUGGGAGAGCACUGCCCCGAAAAGCAGUUUUAUAGAUGCUUUGAAUGACUAUAACUGAGUGAACAGUAUUGUAGCCCAAAGUAGUUACCUGCCUGUUCCUGUGGCUGAUCAGGGCCUCUUCAGACCAGCAAAAGCUAUUAGCACCUACGUUUUCUUUACUUCUCUCCAUAAAGCAUUAAUUUGGGAGUGGGGCAGGACACACACACACACACACACACACACACACACACACACACACUUUAAUCACUCCCAAAGUCUUAACUCCAUGCCCAUGGAAACUGGCAAAAGCUCAUCGUAAUGGAAAACAGGCUAAAUCUGUUUCAGCUGCAGAUCUUUCAGACAGCAAAACACGACACUCCCUAAAUGUUCGGGCCAGAGCACAAAGUAUUAAUUUCCAUUCCACCUCUCUCACAGCAAACCUGACAACGCAUUUACAACAAAGAGGAAUUUGGUCCAGAACAGUAUGGCAGGGCGGAAGGUGAGGACUGUGUUCAGAAAACUCUGCAAGAAGCCCCCUUUUUAUUCUGUGAUAUCAAUCAAAUAGCUAUAAAGAAAAACAAACAAGACUUUUAAGAUAGGAAAUCCAGAGCAGUGACCUUUAAAAAUACUUGCAUGGAGUUUCUCAUGUUGGCUAGACACAUGUCAAUCCCAGCCAAGGAUCAGGCAUGACUCACCAAGCUUCUCUGUCUUGCAGUGUGUGUUGUUUUUUUAAGGGGUUCAGCAAAAGAGUCUGGACUCAGCACAGCUCCAUACAGAAAAAAGAGAAUACACGAAUGGCUGAAGAAAUCAGCUUCCUGACAAUCUCAGCUUUCAUUUUAAAAAGCUUCUAGUCUUUGUGGCAAUAAUUUAUCAUAUUAUUAUUUAUACCCCACCCAUCUGGCUGGGUUUUCCCCAGCCACUCUGGGUGGCUUACAGCAUAUAUAAAAGAUUGUACAUCAUCAGACAUUGAAAAUUAAGUGGGGGACAUAUCUAGUGGUUUAGGCUUCAGUGUCCUUGCCCUUCCAACAACUAGCAAAAAUAAAUAUUAAAAAGUUUGCAUAAUG
Messenger RNA from Podarcis muralis (Common wall lizard), 4894 nucleotides. RefSeq names its product LysM domain containing 4 (gene LYSMD4). The record is from RefSeq and is a predicted model, not a curated record. NCBI's taxonomy places the organism in Eukaryota, Metazoa, Chordata, Lepidosauria, Squamata, Lacertidae.